This is a messenger RNA of Pieris napi, 5107 nucleotides long. RefSeq lists its product as uncharacterized. Bases 308 to 5044 code for a protein of 1578 amino acids. Lineage: Eukaryota; Metazoa; Arthropoda; Insecta; Lepidoptera; Pieridae. The transcript has 2 exons. The record is from RefSeq and is a predicted model, not a curated record.
AGGAAUAUAAAAUUUGAUUAAAAUUAAUAAUCAACACUUUAUUUAAAUUGUCCUAAUUACUAAAUGUAAGUUAUGAAUAAUUAAUAUUAAGUUUUCAAGUUGUUUUAGCCUAUAGUGACGUCACAAAAAAGAUGAAAAAAAAAAAAGUAAAAAACACAAAAAUAAACAAACUUUUUAACUUCUUGCAAACUUUUUUCACAAAGUUUGCAAGAAGUUAAAAAGUUUGUGGAGCGUGGAGUUGGCGUCAGUCUAAUGUCACAUGUUUGAAUUGUUUUAAUUUUAAUGAUUAUUUUUUAAUUUAGUUACAAUGGCUAAUGACAAAAUAAAGUGUGUUAUAUGUAAAGGACAUAACGAUAAUUUAAUACUUUUCGAGGGUGAUAAACUAAAAAAAUGUCAGCAAGUUUUAAGUGUACGUGUGAAACAUAAAUUAAAGUACAGUGACAUUGAGCUGCCCAUACAAAUUAAUAAGACAGAUGGAUAUCAUAGACAGUGUUAUAGUAGUUUUACUGCUUUAAUGGCAAAAUACCGUGAUACAUCAUCAGAAACAGAUUAUGCCAGUAACUUCACUUCACCCACUUUGUCACCAAGUAUUAUAGUAGAUAUUAGUGAAAAUGCUGCUUCAAAUUUAGAUAGUCAGACAACGUUAGAAUAUGUUGCUUACAGCGAAAUUAAUGUUUUUAAUGAAAUUCCUAAUACUAAUAUUGAAGAUGUUGGAAAAGAUCGACAACUCAAAAAUGUUUGUUUUUUUUGUGAUAAAGAGCGUAAACAGAAUAAGGGUAAACAACAAAAUCUUCAUUCCUCACCCGAUGCAAAGCUUUAUGACAAAAUCAUUGACUGGAUGGAAAAACUUAAUAAUGAAGAAUUAUUACAGAAAAUUAAUCGUCUUAAAUCUGAAAAUAAAACAAUUUUUUAUCAUCAUUUAUGUGAAUUAAAUUAUUUAAAUGAUUAUAAUAAAAUAGUUUCAGACAUUCGACAUACUUCUUGGCAUAAAAAUCGCAAUAUUCAUAAAGAUAUUUUUAAUCAUAUUGUAUCAACGGUAGAAGAAGUAAUGCAAAAAAAAAAAUGUGUAUUUUUAUCAUCUCUCUGUGAUACGUACAAUCAUUAUUUGGAAUAUGAGCAGAAACUAGAGCCUCAGUCAGAUAUUAGUUUAAUAACUAAUCAUUAUCUUGAAGAAAAAAUACAAAAACAUUUUAAGAAAAGUAUUAAAUUUAUAUCGAAGCAAAACAAAAUAAUUAUCAUUCAUAAAGAUUGCAGCUUACUAGAAAAUGAUUUCACAAAACUUGAAGAAGACAACUUAAUUGAUAAAGUUGCAUUAACCUUGCGAAAUGCUAUUUUAAAAAUUGAAAAAUCAAAAUUACCAUCGAAAAUUAAAACAAACGACUUAAUUACUGGUGAAUGCGUGAUUCCUGAUAAAUUAAAUCGAUUCUUCAAAGUAUUGAUGGGGGGUAAAGAUAUAAGACGCAGAGAUAGUUUAAAUUGUAGUAGAUUGACUUCCUCACUGGCUGCUGAUGCCAUUUUUUGUGUAAGUAAUGGUACUGUUAAACCAUCUAAACAUAUCACUCUUGGUAUGACUAUAAAAAGUCUAACAAGCAGCAAAAAAAUAAUAAAUAUUUUAAAUAGAUUUGGACAUUGCUGUAACUAUACCACUCUAGAAGAAUUAGAAACAGAAGCAACUAUCUCAUCAGUACGUCAAUCCCAAGUUUGUCCUCCAGGCAUUAUUUUAAAUCCUUCGCUAUGCACCGGUGUAGCAUUCGAUAAUUUCGAUAGAUAUGUUGACACGUUGAAUGGAAAAGAAACUUUACAUGACACUGUGGGGAUUAUAUACCAAAACAUUGAUAGUUAUUCCUGUAGUGGAUUUAACCAAGAUGAUGGUAAUGCAAACUCCGAAAAUGUGUCACCAACAAGGCCACCUCAAAAAAGAAGAAGAACUUUGACAGAAAUUACUCCAGAUAUUAUUCCUUAUAGCAAGCGAUUAAAGAUUUUGGUUCGCUUAACGCCAGUUCAAAUCGAUCAAACAUCACCUUUACCCGAAAAUUUCUCAUCUAUACAAACAAUUGAUCUAUUGCAUUUGCUUUCAUAUGUUUUUCACGUGCCGAACACACCAUCGUGGGCAGGAUUCAAUUGCAGAAUUAUAGAAGACAAUAGUCCAAAACAGAAAGUAUCUUAUCUUACUCCUAUUAAUUUAUCACCUACAAAUGUAUCAGUAGUAGCCUACACAAUGGAACAAGCACAAAAUGUUGGUAAAGAAUGUGGUCAAACUUAUGUACAAGUUACUUAUGACUUAGGCAUUGCUAAAACAGCUUAUAAAAUUCAAGCAACAGAAGGUUUAAAGUUUAGUAAUCUUUUCAUACAUCUUGGCUCGUUUCAAUUAAUGAUGGCAUUUUUUAAAGCGGUAGGUACUUUUAUCAAUAAGUGCGGGUUAUCUCACAUGAUGAUUGAGAGUGAAAUUAUUGCUUCGGGGUCUGUAAAUGGAAUAAUUGAGGGUAAACAUUUUAACCGUUGCAAACGUCUACACCCGUUAAUUGCAUUAGGCUUACAAAUAUUGCAUUUCGAUAUAUUUUUAAAGAGUAAGAAUGCUGAACAUGAUUUUGUGAAAGGACAAAUUUAUGAAGAUCUGCUAGAAUAUCAAAACAAAAAAAUUUCGUUACCACCAUCAGCGAGCACGGAUUUAAUACCAAAUGAAGUGUUAUCGGAACUGCUCAAUUCUUAUAAAAGGUACGUAGAAAAUUCCAGACAAGGCAACCACGGAAAAACAGCACAAUUUUAUAUGAUCUACAUCGAGUUAAUUAGUCACUACAUAAACCUGUCGAGAAGCAUACGUAUGGGUGACUUUGAAAUGUUUAAGUACGUGAUUCCGAAAAUGGCAAAUUUAUUUUUUAUUGUUAAUCAGCCUAACUACGCUCGAUAUUGUGUAAAAUAUUCGGAAAAUUUGAAUAAUGUCAAUAAAACUCACCCUGGACUAGAAGACGAUUUUUAUAAAGGAAGUUUCGGAGUAAAAAGAACCGACAAACCAUUCUCACGAAUACCGAUAGAUCUCACUCUGGAACAAACAAUAAAUGCUGAUGCAGCUAAACGAUUGAGUGGUAUUGCUCACUUUACUAAUUCUAUAGCUGCACGACAACGAUGGUCAAAAAGUCACAGCAUAAGAGCAGCAUUGAUAUCACACGUCUUGGAUGUUUGUGGCUUAAGGAACUUACAAGAUAUAACAGCAGAAUUACAACCUAACAGAAUUAAAAUCUAUGGAAAACAAAUUGCUGAUUUUAUUGAAAUUCUCAAAGCAAAUUGCAAUCCAUUCGAUCCACAAUUAGAUAAAGAAAAUCUGUACAACAUUGCUACUUCAAAGCCUGCUUCUCCUGAAGUUGCUGACUUUUUAUUGAAUAUUCAAGAGAAUGGUGAGAAUUUAAGGAACCGAUUUAUCAAUGAAUGCGCAGAUGAUGAGAGUAGAUUUGAUAAACCAAUAAAAAAAAAUAAAGUUUUUAAUUUUGCUGAAGCGCCAAAAAAGAAGAAAUUGACGCUAGGGAAUAAAGUUGUUGAGCUGCGAAUGCAGAGAGAUCUAUUUGGUAGAAUGCUGGGAAUUUCUCUCACUCACAAGGUUGACAUUGAAAAAGUUUUGGCAUUUCCACUUACCCCGAUGCCAACGUCAAUGUGUCAUCCAGAUGGUUCAAUAUGUAAAACCGACAAAUCGCAAUUAGCAAAGUUAAUAGAGAAGAAAUUGGACAACACUAUAGAUCGACAACCGUCAACUUUUGAUGUUUGUCUUGUUGAUGGUUUUUUUUUGUUGCAUCUGAUGAAAGAUGUGCCACAAACCUAUGAAGGUAUUUCUAAGAAGUUUCUAUGUACUAUCUCCCAAAUGAAAUCUGUACGAAUUGAUAUUAUCUUCGACCAAUAUUUUUUGCCUUCUAUCAAAGAUUGUGAACGUUUACGGCGAGAAGAAGCAACCAGCCCUGUCUCAAUCGGUCCUAACCAAAUUCGGCCCCAUAAUUUCGCAGCUGAACUUAAAAAUGUGCAAUUUAAAGAAGCUUUGGUUAACUUUUUUAUUGAUCACUGGGGUAGUGAAGACAUGUUGCCGUUCAUUGGUAAUAAAAACAUUUACGUAAGUUUUAAUAAAUGUUAUUCAUACAAAGUGAUAAAUAACAAAGUAAUUAAAACUAUUGAAGAAUCAUUAUCGUGUGAAGAACACGAAGAAGCUGAUUCUAGGAUAAUUUUUCAUAUUUGCCAAAUCGAUUUUGACGCAGAAGUUGUUAUACGCUGUUCUGAUUCUGAUAUUUUAAUUAUACUUCUGGGAAAUAUGGAUCACCUGAAAAAAUCUUUGAAAAUUUGGAUAAAUAUGGGUGUUGGAAAUCAUCAGCGUUACAUAAACAUCAAUGAAUUGUACCGAAUUCUUGGUGACUCUUUAUGCAAAGCUUUACCAUGCUUCCACGCAAUCACCGGAUGUGAUUACACGCCAGCUUUUUUUAGAAAAGGCAAAGUUAAGCCUUUUAAAAUAUUAGAAAAUUCUGAGGAAUACCAGUUAGCUUUUGAUAAUAUAAUUUCGGAUGAUAAAGAAGUACUUGAAACUACGUUUGUAAUCCUGGAGAAAUUUAUUUGUCAAAUGUAUGGAGUUAAAAAUUGUUCGAUUGUUAAUGAUGUUCGAUUUCAUUUAUUUUCAAGUACGUUUAAGUCAAAAAAAUCAGAUGAGAACUUUGACAAAAAAUUUCGAAACUUUGACUCAUCCAGUUUGCCACCCUGUAAAGUGGAAUUGGAACAGCAUUUAUUGAGGGUUCGUUACGUGACGAAAAUUUGGAGAAAUGCUCACUUAAAACAUCCAACAUCUUUAUCUCCAAUGGCUUUUGGGUGGACCAUUAACGGUGACAAAUAUGAUUUUGUUUGGUUUUUGGGAGAUCAAUUACCAUCCUCAGUUGCAGAUAUUAUUGUUCAAAAUGAUAGAGUUUUAGAAGAUAACGAAAGUUCCCAAGAAGAUGAUAUGAAUGACACCGACAAAGACAGCGACGAUGAUGAUGAUGAUUAUGAAGAUGCCUCUUUUUGUGACGUCACUAUAGGCUAAAACAACUUGUAAAACUUAAUAUUAAUUAUUCAUAACUUACAUUUAGUAAUUAGGACAAUUUAA